This is a messenger RNA of Prunus armeniaca (apricot), 318 nucleotides long. NCBI's taxonomy places the organism in Eukaryota, Viridiplantae, Streptophyta, Magnoliopsida, Rosales, Rosaceae. The record is from the annotation of a GenBank genome assembly.
AUGGCUGCUAUAAUUUUGCUAGAGAGUAGCCCGGUAAUGCUGGCACCAUGGCAUGGCCUCAGUGCCCAAAUCCAAGGUAAUAUUAGAAAUCCAGUGUUUGAGGAAGUACAUGGUGAGGACCUAUGGAGCUUUGGAGCAGCCAAUCCUGAUCACAACAAGCUUUUCAAUGAAGCAAUGGCUUGUGAUGCAAGGAUGGUUGUGCCUGCAGUGAUUGAAAGUUGUAUAGAGGUGUUCAAAGGGCUUCACACAAUAGUAGACGUGGGUGCGGGUAAUGGGACUGCUUUGCGCUUGUUGGUUGAGGCAUGCCCUUGGAUCUGA